Saimiri boliviensis boliviensis (Bolivian squirrel monkey) is the source of this 1191-nucleotide messenger RNA. Lineage: Eukaryota; Metazoa; Chordata; Mammalia; Primates; Cebidae. The record is from RefSeq and is a predicted model, not a curated record.
CCCUACGAUGAGGCUCCUCCUGGCACUGCUGCUUCUGGCUGCCCUGUGUGCUGCCCUGGCCCAGGCCCUGCACUGCCACGUGUGCUGCGGCCACGAGCACUGCGAGUCUCUGGUGGAGUGUGCCCCGACUGACAAGUACUGUGUGAUCACACGGGCCACCAGCCCCGGCGGCAUCCUGGUCAUGAAGUCCUGCGCCCCGACGUGCCCCAACAGCACCGUGUCCUCCGACGGCCGCGCCCUCUCGGUGUCCUGCUGCCAGGGCAGCCAGUGCAACCGCAGUGCAGCCUCAGGCCUGGGGGGCAGCCCCGGGGCCCUGUGGGCAGGCACCGCAGCCAGCCUGCUGUGGGCCCUGCUCCGGGCGCCCUGCUGAGGCCCUGGCCUGGAGUUCUCCGCACGGCCCCCGCAGCCCUGCCAGCCCCCACACACCCCACCCGAGGCAGCAGGGUCCCGUCUCCGCGGCCACGCCCCUCCCUCCCUUGCCCAGGCCACACCGAGCCCCUCCCUGGCCCUGGGGAGAGAUAAAGGGUCUCACCCCCGAGGGCUCCAGCCCCAUUGAGGGAGCUCCGCCCCUGCCUCAGGGAGUCGCUGGUGGGUGCCCCAGAGGAGAUGCCCGCUGCAAGACCCACACCUGCAGGAGACCCUCGGCCGUUUGCUGGGGUCCUGGGAACCCUGGCCAGCCACGAGUGGGAAGAGCCCCCAGUUCUCUCCAGCACCGUCUAUCACUGUUUCAGAGGCCAGGGGCGGAGGGCCUGGAGCCGGGGAUUUCUCCUCUCCCACGCCUGGCCUGACAGAGCGCCGCGCGUGUCAGACCCCUCGGCCUCCUCUUCUGCCCACAGUGGCCCCAGAAGAAAGGACACGGCUCAGGGCUUUGGGCGUGCGUGCCUCCGACUCUGUCCUCCCGGCCAGCCGCCCAGCUCCCCCGUCCCUCCUUCCCUCCCCCGCUCCCUCCAUCACAAACCUGCCCGGGGCGCCCUUGCAGCAGGUACCCUGAGGAGGGACCUGUCUCCAGGACUCUCACUGGGGGCUCAGUAUGCUGGUCAGUGUCUCCACCCCGGGGACCCUUCUCAGCCCCAUCCAGGUGAACACUGACCUCUUAAAUGGUCCCCUGGCUGCCCACUGUGGGGGUGGGGAGUCACCUUGGGGUUCAGUGUCAGGCACUAGAAUUGGGGGUGUCCAUUUUCACUGGGUGUG